AUGUUUACUACAGUAUCAGUUUCUGUCUAAGAAUUUAGAGGAAUUCGAACUGCAUCAGGCACUGGAACAUCAAGUUAUAGAGAUUUCUAAAGAUUGCCAGCAACAAAAACAAAUUAUAAAAGGUAAUAUUUGAAAGGGGCAUCUAAUCGUGUAAAAUCAUUAAAAGAGGAAUCUCACUUUGUUUAAUUAUGUAGUGAUAGAAAAGGCAAUGAGAAAUUAUUUAAAUUUAAUAGAUAAGAUUAACUACUAAACUAUAGAAAUCUUCAUCUAAAUAAAUUAUAGCCUCUAUAAAAUUAAGAACAAAAUCUCGAAAAUUAAUAACAUUAAGAAUAGUAAAAUAAAUCAUAGAUUAAUUCUCCAAAUAAUAAUAUAAGAAAUUCUGCCAUCCAAUUAAUUACUGAUUAAAAGAAUUAACUUAUCGAAUUAAUUUAUAACACAUAAUCAGUGAUAUAAAAAUAGAAGAAAUCAUAUUCUAAUUAAUAAAAAACUGAGGGUUUAUAAAAUGUUAAAACACCUACUUAAGUUACAGUUUCAUCACCUUUGAAAAAUUAACCUUAAAUUAUAGGUUAAAUAAUCAUUUCAAGUAGAAAUAAAGGUGAUCUUUUUGUAAAAAGUACUUAACUAACAUCUUAUGGUUCGCUUAAAAUAACUACAUAAGAAGAAAAAUAAAGUAUACCUCCAAAACCAAAGAUACCAACUUCUAUGGAUGGUGCUAAGAAAUUCUUAAAAUAAUUUAUUUGA
Messenger RNA from Paramecium pentaurelia, 741 nucleotides. NCBI's taxonomy places the organism in Eukaryota, Ciliophora, Oligohymenophorea, Peniculida, Parameciidae. The record is from the annotation of a GenBank genome assembly.